AUGGCACAGUUCUCGGGAAAGGGCAAAGAAAGAUGUAUUUAUGACAGUAAGCACAGACACAGACCGGGCCCGGACAGGAAGCACAGACCCAGACUGGGCCCGGACAGGAAGCACAGACACAGACCGGGCCCGGACAGGAAGCACAGACCCAGACUGGGCCCGGACAGUAAGCACAGACCCAGACCGGGCCCGGACAGUAAGCACAGACCCAGACCGGGCCCGGACAGUAAGCACAGACCCAGACCGGGCCCGGACAGGAAGCACAGACCCAGACCGGGCCAGGACAGGAAGCACAGACACAGACCGGGCCCGGACAGUAAGCACAGACCCAGACCGGGCCAGGACAGGAAGCACAGACACAGACCGGGCCAGGACAGGAAGCACAGACCCAGACUGGGCCCGGACAGGAAGCACAGACACAGACCGGGCCCGGACAGGAAGCACAGACCCAGACUGGGCCCGGACAGGAAGCACAGACACAGACCGGGCCCGGACAGUAAGCACAGACCCAGACCGGGCCCGGACAGUAAGCACAGACCCAGACCGGGCCCGGACAGGAAGCACAGACCCAGACCGGGCCAGGACAGUAAGCACAGACCCAGACCGGGCCCGGACAGUAAGCACAGACCCAGACCGGGCCAGGACAGUAAGCACAGACCCAGACCGGGCCAGGACAGGAAGCACAGACACAGACCGGGCCCGGACAGUAAGCACAGACCCAGACCGGGCCAGGACAGGAAGCACAGACACAGACCGGGCCAGGACAGUAAGCACAGAUCCAGACCGGGCCCGGACAGGAAGCACAGACCCAGACCGGGCCCGGACAGUCAGGACCGAGUCAAAGUUCCGGCUCUCCCACGGAGGAGAUUUCACGGCUUCCACUGA
Molecule: messenger RNA, 885 nt
Organism: Knipowitschia caucasica
Lineage: Eukaryota; Metazoa; Chordata; Actinopteri; Gobiiformes; Gobiidae
Source: the annotation of a GenBank genome assembly